AUGAGAGCUUCCUUUGCACUUUCAAAACCUUCUUUAGAUGGUCUCAAUAACUGUGAACAUAAAAGUUCUUUUUCUUCUUCCAAAAAAGUUUCUCCUUCAAAUUCUUUUAAAGCAUUGUGUAUAAAUGCACAUGAAGCUCUAACAAUUGUCUGAAGUUAGGAAUAAAUUUUACUUUAGACUCGGGGUUCUGAGAAUUAAACAUACGUAUCUGUAUUUAUCCCCGCCAUUAGAUUCAAGUCUCUGCGUGACUAGCGUUUGUGACUGUCGGCUUAAAAUGUUUCUAACACGUUCUGAAUACGAUCAUGGUGUCAAUACCUUCUCUCCAGAGGGAAGAUUAUUCCAAGUUGAAUAUGCCAUAGAAGCUAUAAAACUUGGUUCUACUGCCAUUGGAAUUGCGACAUUGGAGGGUGUAGUAUUAGUUGUGGAAAAACGUAUCACUUCCAGUUUAAUGGAACCCACAACUGUAGAAAAAAUUGUAGAAAUUGAUAAACAUAUUGGAUGCGCAGCAUCAGGCUUAAUAGCUGAUUCUAGGACUAUGAUUGAUCGUGCUAGAGUAGAAUGUCAAAAUCAUUGGUUUGUCUACAACGAGAGAAUGUCUGUGGAAUCAACAGCACAAGCUGUAUCUAAUUUAGCCAUACAAUUUGGAGAUAGCGACGAUGAUGGUAGUGCUAUGUCAAGACCAUUUGGUGUAGCGAUGUUAUUUGCUGGUAUUGAUGAGAAAGGGCCUCAGUUGUAUCAUAUGGAUCCUUCUGGCACUUUUGUACAAUUUGAUGCUAAAGCUAUUGGAUCUGGUAGUGAGGGCGCACAACAGAACCUCCAAGAAGUUUAUCAUAAGUCUAUGACACUUAAAGAAGCAAUAAAAGCUGCUUUGGUUAUAUUGAAGCAAGUUAUGGAAGAGAAAUUGAGUGAUAAUAAUAUAGAAGUAAUGACAAUGACACCUGAGAAACUGUUCCAUAUGUUUACAAAAGCUGAAUUACAGGAGUUAAUUGAGAAUUUGCCGUUGUCAAGAGAAGAUUCAGUGCGAUCGAAAUCCAAUACCUCCAGUCCGCUUCCAUCCUUUCCAUCUGUAUCCACUCUUGGAUAA
Molecule: messenger RNA, 1084 nt
Organism: Heterotrigona itama
Lineage: Eukaryota; Metazoa; Arthropoda; Insecta; Hymenoptera; Apidae
Source: the annotation of a GenBank genome assembly